Molecule: messenger RNA, 1701 nt
Organism: Naegleria lovaniensis
Lineage: Eukaryota; Heterolobosea; Eutetramitea; Acrasida; Naegleriidae
Exons: 5
Coding region: 1-1701 (566 amino acids)
Biological process (GO): transmembrane transport
Cellular component (GO): membrane
Molecular function (GO): transmembrane transporter activity
Source: RefSeq, a predicted model, not a curated record
AUGAAGAAUCUUCGAGGGGAGAUGGAACAAGAGGAUCCUGUGGCUACUACUACUGCUACUACUCUGCAAGAAGAAUCUCAGUCCUUGUUAUUGAACUCUGCUUAUAAUGAACCUUCUUCCUCUACUCCUGUCAUGAUGGUCAUAGAUACACCAGUUUAUGGCAAAAAGAAAAAUCCAAUUCUUUUGCAGAUCAUCAAAAUUAAAAACUUUUAUCAAUCGGAAUCGUUGAGAAGAGUGAGAAGAUGGGUCGCAUUAAUUAUUGGUGCAUUGGUGAUGAUUGCAUGUGGAACACAAUAUUCAUUUUCAUCGAUCAGUCCUUCUCUCAAAAAACGUUUCGAUUUGACUCAAACACAAGUGAAUACCAUUGGAACAGCAGCGAAUUUGGGUACCAAUUUCAGUUUUCUCUUUUCAUUGGUCAAUGAUUUUUUAGGAUGUCGAGCAUGUUCGUUUGUAUCUGGAUUGUGUUUAUUUGCUGCUUACUUUUUAAUGUCACUUUCCGUGUCAGGUGCAUUGCCAUGGGCUGAGAAUUACAUUGCCUUGUCCAUUUUCAUGUUUUUGAUGGGAAAUGCUUGUGGAGGUGGAUACACAGCUGCCAUUGUUGCAAGUAUUAAGAAUUUUCCUGAAAGAAAUCGAGGACUUGUCGUGGGUGUCAUGGCUUCAUGUUUUGGUAUCAGUAGUGCCAUUUAUUCCUUCUCCUAUUCCUAUAUUUUCCAACUUGAAUUACAACCUUACAUGAUUUUUUGUGCCAUUUUAGGAGGAGUGGUGGUUAUGGGUUUAGGAACCAUCUUUUUAGACAGUAAUUCCUCAGCAGAUUCUCCAAAGAAAGAAUCAAAAGCAGUUGAAGAACAGUCUGCCUCUAUUAAUACUACCUCAGAAAAUGCAUCGAGUGAAAAUGAUGGAGAAAAGAAUGUUUCAGAACAACACAUGACUGAAGAAAGUAUUGAAAUUGAAAAAAUUAAUGUGAAAUUGAAAGAAUUGGAAAUGCCAAAUUUGAACUCGUUGAAAAUGUUAAUUUCUCUUGAUUUUUAUUUGGUGUUUUUGGUUAUAUUUAUUGUUAUUGGAGCUGGUAUUACUGUCAUUAACAAUUUGGGAGGAGUUGUGUUGGCCUAUGGAGGUUACAAUGGACAACAAAAUAUCAUGAUCAUUAUCUUUUCUCUCAGUAAUUGUUCUGGACGAUUGAUUUUUGGAUUUUUGAGUGAUAAAUUUUUAAAUCCAAAACGAAACCUUACAAGAAUUACCUUCCUUGCAGUUUGUACCUUAUUGAUGACCAUUGUACAAUUCUUAUUUGCAGUCAUGCCAUUGAACGGUAUUUAUGCUUUGGUGGUGUUAUUGGGAAUUUGUUAUGGAGGUACCUUUGCAUUGACUCCAGCAUUCAACAGUGAAAGAUUUGGUCCUAAAUAUUUCGGUAUGAACAGUACGAUUCAAAGUAUGGCAGCCUCACUUGGAAGUUAUGCCUUCUCGACGGGUAUGGCUGGUGCUCUCUAUCAAGCCAAUGUCGUGCCACCAAGAACUCUCACUUGUCACGGAAGAGAUUGUUAUGAAGGAACAUUUUUCAUCUUGUCAUUGUUGUGCUGCAUUGCCUUAAUCUUUUGCAUGAUUUUGCAAUACAGAACCAAAUGGCUAUAUGCUACCAUGUAUCGAAGAAAGGUACUUGCUAACCGAUUAGAACAGCUUGAAAAGCUUGAGAAACAACGAGUUUAA